This is a messenger RNA of Fusarium redolens, 1596 nucleotides long. RefSeq names its product putative cytochrome P450. Gene Ontology annotation, molecular function: heme binding; oxidoreductase activity, acting on paired donors, with incorporation or reduction of molecular oxygen; monooxygenase activity. The transcript is spliced from 8 exons. The record is from RefSeq and is a predicted model, not a curated record. The coding region runs from base 1 to 1596 and encodes 531 amino acids. NCBI's taxonomy places the organism in Eukaryota, Fungi, Ascomycota, Sordariomycetes, Hypocreales, Nectriaceae.
AUGAACUUGGAAGCCUGGCUUCAACUCAACGGCAAGUCCGCCACAGGGCUAUUGGCGCUAUAUGGUAGCGGUAUCUUGGGACUACUGGUACGUCUAGAGCAUCCGUCAAGAGAGAUCAUCCAAACUAACAAACAAAAGCUCACCGUAUACUGGACCGGUCUCGUCAUCUACAACAUCUACUUCCAUCCACUGGCUUCCUACCCCGGCCCCCUCCUAGCAAGAUCUACCCUGAUAUGGAGAAUCAUUCAAUCAACCCGCGGCCGCAUCCAUCUCGCCAUCGAUGAAGGUCACAAAAAAUACGGGCCGGUGUUUCGCGUCUCGCCAAAUGAACUUUCUUUCGCGUCUUUGAAGUCGUGGAAGGAUAUUUACGGUCAUGCUGUUGGGAAGAAACAGACGCUUGUUAAGAGUGAGUUUUACGACAUGUACGGUGCAGGAUUCCGAAGGUUGUGUAUUGGGAGUGAGCGGGACCCUCAGAAGCAUAGAAAGAUGAAGCAGUCUCUUACUGCUGCUUUUUCUACAAAGGCGCUUCGUGAACAGGAGGAGAUUGUGGCAAAUGUUGUUGAUGCUUUUGUUGAUAAGAUUGGCAAGCUUGGUGGGCCCAAGUCGGAUGGGUUGGAUAUGGCUAAAUGGUAUGAGAUGCUUGCGUUUGACGUUCUUGGAGAAAUGGCAUUUGGAGAGUCUUUCGGGUGUAUUGAAGACGCAGGCAAGCCUCACUUCUGGCAAGAGCUCAUUCUUGACCAUCUCUUCUUCAUCACUGUGGCGGACAAUCUGCGAAGGUUUCCGUUCGUGCCGACCAUUUCCAGGAUGUUGUUUCCAUUCAUCUCGGCAGUAUCCAAAACUCACACAAAUUAUACAAGAGCCAAAGUGGACAGGCGACUGGCCAGCAAGUCGGGCCGCAAAGACUUGAUGUCGAAUCUCCUUAGCAAAGUAGAAAGCGGAGAGAUCGAAAAGGAGGAAAUGACGGCCCAUGCAUCUACAUUGGUCAUCGCGGGAGGCGAAACAGUAGCGACUUUCCUCGCUGCUACUACAUACUAUCUACUCAAAUACCAAAAUAAUGGAGUAUGGGAUAAGCUUUGCAAGGAAGUCAGAGAUCGCUUCAAGACGUAUGAAGAGAUCAAUGCAGCCUCUGCGCAGCAGCUUCCAUAUCUCCAGGCUGUCAUCAGCGAGGGCCUGCGUAUCUAUCCACCCGGUUCGCAAGGAUUUCCUCGAAUCUCUCCAGGAACAGAUAUUGAUGGCCAUUGGGUUCCUCAGGGAACCGAGGUCUACACGAGUGCUUACACGGUUACUCACGAUGAGAAAUAUUUCCCGGAUCCUUACCAAUUUGAUCCAAACAGAUGGCUUGAUCCGGAUAGCAAGAGUGUCAAAGAGGCUAGUCAGCCAUUUUCGCUGGGGGCCAGAGGUUGUCUUGGACAAAACUUUGCAAUGAUGGAGGUGAACCAGAUCCUUGCCAAAAUGAUAUUCAAUUAUGAUUGGGAAUUGGUCAAUGCAGAUGUUGACUGGCUAGGUGAAAGCCGCUGUCAUGUCAUGUGGUGGAAGCCGCAUCUGUAUGUUCGAUUUCGGGAGAGGUCCGAUCUGGCACAGGCGGUAGCAAAAUAG